Pungitius pungitius (ninespine stickleback) is the source of this 1885-nucleotide messenger RNA. RefSeq names its product elongin B (gene elob). The record is from RefSeq and is a predicted model, not a curated record. The coding region runs from base 122 to 481 and encodes 119 amino acids. Gene Ontology annotation, molecular function: protein binding. The transcript has 4 exons. Gene Ontology annotation, cellular component: VCB complex; elongin complex. Gene Ontology annotation, biological process: transcription elongation by RNA polymerase II. NCBI's taxonomy places the organism in Eukaryota, Metazoa, Chordata, Actinopteri, Perciformes, Gasterosteidae.
CUGCAGGUGGAGGUGAGAGUGGCGCCUCCGGCAGUCUCAUCUGAUGCUGCUGUGAUCUCACAGUUGUCGCUGUGCGGUGGAGGCGUUUUUUUUUUUCCUUGUGUGCAGCCAACCGCAAGAAAUGGAUGUGUUUCUAAUGAUCAGACGUCACAAGACGACCAUCUUCACAGAUGCCAAAGAGUCUACCACAGUUUAUGAACUGAAGCGCAUUGUGGAAGGCAUUUUAAAGAGGCCCCCUGAAGAGCAGAGACUUUACAAGGAUGAAGUGAUGCUCAAUGAUUGUCAAACUCUUGGAAAUUGUGGCUUUACAAAUCAAACCGCUCGACCUCAGGCCCCGGCCACGGUGGGGUUAGCGUUCCGUCUCAGCGAUGAUUCAUUCGAGCAGCUGAGGGUCGAGUCUUUCUCCACUCCCCCAGAGCUCCCUGACGUCAUGAAGCCCCAGGACUCGGGCAGCACAGCCAACGAGCAGGCUGUACAGUGAGGGAGGGAGGGAGGGAGAGGGGAGAGGGGGGGGCAGGGAACCGGCAAGGCUGCACAGGGGGUCGGUGGGAGGAUACACGGGGGAGGGAGGGGUUAGAUUUUUGGAAUGCCCUCGCGGGUGAGUUUUACCUCGCCGGCGGCGGAUCUUCAGUGGGGCACAAGCGAUUCCGAGCACGGAUUCCCCUCGUUGUAAAUGGGAGGGCGAGCGUUUCAAAGUGCUUCAUUUGUCCUGAACUCGGCCAACGCAUGCUAGAUAAAUUGAUAAUUUCACACAAGACCCUUCAGAGAUAACGGACGGACUUGUCACGACACUGUCAGUCAUGCGUGGGAUUGAUAAUGGCUGAACAUAAAAAGUUGUACCUCGUAUUUAAUUCUACUCUUUAUUUGGGGUAAGCUUAUUGCUAGUUUACCUGUUUUUUAUUUUUUAUUUGAUUUUGCUGGCUUAAACGUGGGAGUUAGAUUAUAAGGUGUGACAUUUUUAGGCUUUUAUGUUUGUGUGUUUCUUUAUUAAACUAUUACUAGGAUUCAACAUGUUUUGUUGGUCUUUGGCCCUGGAUGUGUGUUGCAACAAUAGCUAGGAAUUUGUGAAUUUCUAAGUUACUAUCUGUAUUUCAAAAACUUUAAACAAUAUGAUCUGAGAUCAAAUGGAUUCAGUUGCUGACAAGGAGACCUGGCAUUAAGAUGAAAAUUUCUUGGUACUCGACCUAAUGGGUAGUUGUAGUUUUCCUACUGUAGCUGCUCCCAGAUGAUGUUACUGGGACUGAACGCACCCAGCCGUGGGUAUCUCCAACACGUGUGACGCUGGUGUGAACCUGGUGUUGAAAAAGAGAGCAGCAAUCACAAAUGAAGAGAUUGUCGUCUAACAAAGGUCGGGGCUAACCAACUUUCCCCCCCCCCCCAAUGUUUGAUUGUAGCCGAUGACAUCUUAAAGAUGUUCUUCACCUGAAUCCGUGUGGCUGAUGGUUGAAAGUAAACCCAAAGCGCUUUAAGUUAAACAGGCAGUUUGCCGUGUGCUGCGAUGGGAUCUGUGCCUGUCAGCAGCGGGCUGCACAUUUGACCCUCCGAUGUCUCACUCCCCAUUUAGGUUUAGUUCAAGCUGCAACUUGUGUUGUAUUAUACCCCAUAAAUACCGUACUUCACAUUUCUUUCCCUAAAAACAAAAAGGGAAUAAGAAAUAAACUCCUCUGCACAUCAAGUAGAAGUAUAACACUGGGUCUCGUGAUCUAGAAAAACUACACUUUAAAAACUAAAUCCUCUAUUAGUUACAACGAGAUGGGAAACUCUGACCUGAGGGUGUUUAAUGAAAUUGUUUGACAUUAACAUUCGCAAAUUGAGGCUGUUAAACAGUGGGUCAUGAUCAAAGUUGCACUUGUAACUGAUUUAACAUUAAAACAACUGUUUUUCA